Dromaius novaehollandiae (emu) is the source of this 11711-nucleotide messenger RNA. RefSeq names its product polypeptide N-acetylgalactosaminyltransferase like 6 (gene GALNTL6). The transcript has 12 exons. Gene Ontology annotation, cellular component: Golgi apparatus. The coding region runs from base 536 to 2341 and encodes 601 amino acids. Gene Ontology annotation, biological process: protein O-linked glycosylation. Lineage: Eukaryota; Metazoa; Chordata; Aves; Casuariiformes; Dromaiidae. The record is from RefSeq and is a predicted model, not a curated record. Gene Ontology annotation, molecular function: polypeptide N-acetylgalactosaminyltransferase activity.
GCCCUGUAGCAAACUGCGCGCGAUGAGCUCACUAUGCCGCGCCCCCGCCCCCGCCCGGGCAGCAUGGUGACAUGAGGCGGGCGCGGGCGGGCUCCGCGCAGCGCUAGCGCUCGGCGGCCGCUCGGCGGGGAGUCCGCGCCGCCCCCGGCGCCGCGGGGCGGGAGCUCUGUGGGGCCGGUCGUGUUUACCGGGUGCUUUUUAACAUUUUUUAUUUUUUAAAUCUUUUUGCCUGCUUUUUUUUUGCCCCCGCCCUGUGCGCAGGUGGGUCGAUGAGCGGCGGCGCCGCGCAGCGCCGGGCCGGGCCCGGGGGAGCGGCCGCCAGCUCCGGCCCCGCCGCCGCCCCCGCCGCCUCCGCCGCCGCCGCGGGGGGCGGCCCCGCCCGGGCGCGGGGCGGGCGGCCGUGAGGCGGGCGAAGUUUGUGCGCGGCGCCGGGCCCCGGCGGGGCGCAGCGGGAGGCGAGGAGGCGGCCGCGGCCGCGGCCCCGGCGCGCCGGGGAGCUGCCCGCCGCCGCCGCCAGGGCAGCCCGGCGUUGGCCAUGAAGAGGAAACAGAAGCGGUUCCUGCAAAUGACGCUGCUGUUCACCGCGGCGCUGAUUUUCCUGCCCGACGUCGGCCUCUGGUCCCUGUACAAGGAUAAGCACCUGGAGAAGUCCGCGGAGCCCGGCGAGCAGCAGACACUUCCAUUGGGGAUGGGAGAUGGACAGCUCUUUACCUGGACAGAUGGCUUGAAAAGGAAGGACUGGCAUGAUUACGAAAGCAUUCAAAAAGAUGCUAUGCGUUCAGGGAAAGGUGAACACGGAAAGCCGUACCCGCUUACAGAGGAAGACCAUGAUGAUUCUGCUUACAGGGAAAAUGGCUUCAACAUAUUUGUUAGCAACAAUAUAGCACUGGAGCGAUCCCUGCCAGACAUCCGACAUCCGAACUGUAAGCACAAGGUCUACUUGGAAAAGCUACCAAAUACUAGCAUAAUUAUCCCAUUUCAUAAUGAAGGCUGGACUUCCCUCUUACGAACAAUACACAGUAUUAUCAACCGCACUCCGGACAGCCUGAUAGCAGAAAUCAUUCUUGUGGAUGACUUCAGUGACAGAGAACAUUUAAAAGAGAAGCUGGAGGAGUACAUGGUCCGUUUUGCCAAAGUGAGGAUUGUGCGUACCAAGAAACGAGAAGGGCUCAUUCGGACCAGACUGCUAGGAGCCUCGCUGGCUAGAGGAGAAGUCUUGACAUUUCUGGAUUCCCAUUGUGAAGUCAACGUGAAUUGGCUGCCUCCCUUGCUUAACCAGAUUGCACUAAACCACAAAACCAUCGUGUGUCCUAUGAUCGAUGUCAUUGACCACAAUCACUUUGGCUACGAGGCACAGGCGGGGGAUGCCAUGCGAGGAGCUUUUGACUGGGAAAUGUACUACAAAAGAAUACCGAUUCCACCAGAGCUCCAGAGAGCUGAUCCCAGCGACCCCUUUGAGUCUCCUGUUAUGGCUGGAGGACUCUUUGCUGUUAAUCGAAAGUGGUUUUGGGAGCUGGGAGGCUAUGAUCCAGGAUUAGAAAUAUGGGGAGGAGAGCAGUAUGAAAUCUCCUUUAAGGUGUGGAUGUGUGGAGGUGGCAUGUUUGAUGUUCCAUGUUCUAGAGUUGGGCAUAUCUACAGGAAGUAUGUCCCUUAUAAAGUUCCCUCUGGAACCAGCCUAGCACGAAACCUGAAGCGUGUGGCAGAGACAUGGAUGGAUGAGUUUGCAGAAUACAUUUACCAGCGACGGCCUGAGUACAGGCAUCUCUCAACUGGUGAUAUCUCUGCCCAGAAGGAACUUCGCAAGCACCUUAAAUGCAAAGAUUUCAAGUGGUUCAUGGCUGCGGUGGCUUGGGAUGUCCCCAAAUAUUACCCUCCUGUGGAGCCUCCACCUGCUGCCUGGGGGGAGAUUCGAAACGUGGCAGCCAAUCUCUGUGUGGACAGUAAACAUGGAGCCACAGGGACUGAGCUGAGGCUAGACAUUUGUGUGAAGGAUGGCUCAGAACGGACAUGGUCACAUGAACAGCUCUUCACCUUUGGUUGGAGAGAGGACAUCCGCCCCGGGGAACCACUUCACACCAGGAAGUUCUGCUUCGAUGCCAUUUCGCACAGUAGCCCUGUCACACUGUAUGACUGUCACGGGAUGAAGGGAAACCAGCACUGGAGCUAUAGGAAGGACAAAACUUUGUUCCAUCCGGUAAGCAACAGCUGCAUAGAUUGCAACCCAGCUGAGAAGAAGAUUUUCAUGAACAGAUGUGAUCCUUUAUCUGAAACUCAACAGUGGAUGUUUGAACAUAUUAAUAUGACUGUUUUAGAAAAAUUUAACAGCAAGGCCAGUUCCUAGAUAAAAAACAAACAAAAUGAAAAAGCCAGUUACAUACAGACUGCAGACUACAUUUUUGCCAGCAUCUGGGUCAAAGGAGUCAGGAAUUAAAUUUCCUAGAUCCAGAAAAUCUGUUCUGAGGAUUAAGAAAAUGCCACAGCAAAAGCCAACAGGCUGUCCUUGUGGAUGUACAGUAUCUGAAGAACUUGGCUAAGAGCCUCACCGGAUGCUGCUGAGAACUUCAGGCUGAAAAUUCCCUUGCUGGUCGAGGGAAAACUUUGUUUAAAAACUGUUUAAAAGUACUCCAAGUUAAUAAAGUAAAGCAAAACUCUAGAGUUUCUCAGGUCAAAUCCUGCUGUAGUGAGUAGCUCAGAACAGACAUUAUGAUUUGGGAUGGGUAUAUGGUGUGCAUGACUGCUACAGGAACCUGAAGAAAUCCCAGGUUUUAGAACUAAACAUGCUGGUGGAAGAAUAAUGAUGUCCCAGCACUCCCCAGACAAGAUAUAUGCUCUGUUGACAUUCUCUUAAUAAAAGGUUGGGUUAAGCAGGUUUAACCCUCAGAACUGCUGCAAUUAAUUUUAAAUACCUCCCUUUUACAUUCCAUGCAUUACCAAAAUAGGAAUGGUAGAAGUCUUAGGGUCUAGAAUUACACUGUAGUGAAGCAUGACAUAAACUGUAAAGUUUUGACCUCCCAUUUCUCCUCUUCAGUCGGGAAAAAAAGUAAAGCAAUCAAAUUGCUGUACGUGAUGCAUUUAUCAAAAAUGAUUCAAAUCCCACCAUCACACAAGGUGAGAUUUUUUCAGUGACAAAUAUAACAUCAGCAAAAUGAAAGGUUCGUGGACUAGCUAUCUUUUCUAAAGGUAGGAUCUUUACCAAAAUUUAGAUUGAAUUGAACAUAGUCUGAAGAAAAACCAUCAUGAGACUAAGAAAAUAAUUCUAUACUGCAUGUUGAACUAGGUUAGUCAAAUUAACAUUGGUACUCUGCCAUCAGCUAAAAAAGUGUUGACUCCUGCAGUGCAGUUUAAAAGAUCUUGCAGAGAUCAUAUGGUAUUUUUGACAGCCAGCAGUGGAGGGAAAAUUUACAUGAAACUAGUUGGGGGGUCUCAGAGCUGUUGAUGAAAUACAUAAUAGAAAUCACAUGAACUUCCAGAGUUAUUGAGCUAAUGGCAUUGUAAAUUCCAUGGUGCAGGAAAAGAGAUGUGCAAACAAGUUAAAUGUUACAACAUUUUGGCCCUUUAGGCAUACACACAAUUCAGGUUAAGACAGAACUCAGUCACACAAAUGACUGUUGUGGCACAUGGUGUCCCUCAGAUCCAUCAUGUUACUGGCAUGAGAGGAAGGAAGGUCAUGUGUGGUCUAAAACUUAUUUGAGAGGCCUGUGGUUCUUUCUCACCAGAAAUUCUUUAAUACUGAUGUAUGGAACAUAAUUGACAGGUUUGGAAUUUUUCAAGUCGAGAGCACAUAUAAAUUUAUAUCUUAUAAGUAUGUGGCCUGCUUUUACUUGAAACAGGAACUCAGAGAUUAAAGCACCAUAAAUGCAGAGAGAUCACAUCCUGUAAGAGAGGGCUAGAACAAUGUUUUCAGGUUUCAAAAAUAUCGCAGGUAAUUAACUCGUUUAUUCUGAUUGCUGUGGAGGUGGCUCACCAAUCAAAACACUGAUGUGUAAACUACCCUGUUUGGAGAGAGUAGGGUGACUGUUUUGUUUAUUGCUCCUUAAGCCGUGUUUAUGCGCAAAGAGCAUCUAUUGCCUCUAGAGGAUGGUUCUAGUACCAAUAACCAUGUGCUGCUUUAUGGCAGCACCUUGUAGUUGCAGAUUAAGACCCUAAAUUGUAUGUCAAAGGAACUUUUUAGGAGAUGAAUGAGAUCUUGAAGGAUUCAGGAUGCAUGCACUUGGAAAACUGUGAAAUGCAUCCAUACAUUGAGCAGUUGUUGCAAGUUAGUGAAGAGAUAUUUCAAAUAAUCAAAAAGAAAUAUGUCUAUAGAAUUAGACUGCUCAUUUUAUGAUUUUAAAAUAAAUCAAUUUUUUUUAGGUAUUGUUUAAAUGAAGGUAUAGUGCACUGAAGGAUGGAAGCAGUAAGGCUAUUGUAUAGGGAUAUUUCAGAUUUAUUUAGCUAUCAGUACAGAGAACCAGACUGGGUACUGCAGACUGUCUGCCUUCCCAGGUGCAGUGCUUGUAGCAUCGUUUAUGUGCAGCCUGAAUAUGAGGAAAGAGGAUCUGGAAAAAGAAGAAAAUGGGUGCCUGAAAUGUAAAUGAAAUCCUCAAGCUGCAGAUUGAGACUGGCCCCAAACUGUCAAAGUCCUGGAAGAAACACUACAUGCCUGAAAUUUGCUGAGAGGCAAAGAGAACUGCUAAACCAGCUAAGUAAUUUAUAUUGUGCACAGAUUCGUAGGGUUAUAUCAUUCAAUGUCUGACUGCAUCUUAGUGGUCUGAUUUUGAAUUGUCUAAUGGGAUUAGAUGCUGUUGGGGCAAGGAUAUUAUAAGCCUUUUACAGCCCUUGUUGAGUAAUUUUGCACAAAAUCUUGCACUGCCAGAGGAAACCUUCCCAUUACUCAUACCUGGACACUAAUUGUAAGCUCCAGCAGUCUGUAUAAAUUCUGUUAUUUAUCACAAAACAAUCCACAGUACUGAUAUUCAGAUCUUUUGAAAACAUGUGUUCUGAAUAAUGUUGUUUGCAGUUUUUAUAGGCAAAAUAUAGGGAAGAUAUUAAAGCCGGUUGUGUGUCAACAGUGAGCAACUUUUGAUCAAUCUGGAAAUAUAAAGCUUGAAUGAAGAGCUAGAUCUUGAGAAAAAUUUAAUAAGAACUUGCCACAGUAGAAAUACACACACACAGACAUAUAUAUAUAUAUAUCUUCUUCCACUGAUCAUAUAUGUGUGUCAUGUACAUAUAUAUAUAUAUAUAUAUAUACACAUAUAUAUAUAUGAUCAGUGAAAGAAGAUAGAUGCAGAAGAGAGGCUUGUUUUCACUUCGUGGGCUGAUAUUCCAAGUAUUUAGUAUCACUAGAACUACACAGAAAAAAUAACAUUAUCCAGAUAGGACUCAUUAGCCUAAAAGUGAAGACCAUUAUCUCACUAUUUUCAGCUUAAGCAAAUUUCUCCUUUUUAAAAAGUGAGACAGAAAUUCUAGCAUGGAGCUUCACCACAGGCAACUAUAAUCCUCCUACUAUAGGUAGAAUGUAGCCUAGGGACAAAGAUCUCAAAAUGGUUAUGACUUGCUACGCACAGGACUCCUUCAAGAGAAAGUUUUAUUAAAUUCUGUCUUGGGUAUUCUCUAGAGCUUCCCACUGAUAACAGCAUUUCAUGACUAAUGUAACAUUCAGAAUUUCUGUAAGGCUUCCUACAACUGUAUCUUUCCCACCCAGAAAACAUCUGCGCAACUCAAAAGGUAGGAUAGAUGGAUAAUUCUCCUCUCAUAUUUAACCAGGAGAAUUUAGCUUCAACACGCAUUUUUCUAAAAGGGCAGACUAUAUCUUCAUAGAAAACUUUUCAAAAUACCAGAUAGUUCUGAAUAUGCAUUGAAUCUAGUCCUCAGGUAGCAUAAACUGAUGCAAACUGUAAUUUCAGUGGAGCUAUAACAAGCAGUCCCAGCUGAUCGACUUUCCUCUGUCUUUCAGUAAAUUAUUUUACAGCUGAGAAGGCUUUAAUCCAUGUGCCUGUAAACAAGAUCUUUAUAUCUUAAUUAAGAGUUCAUCAGCACCUACCCUUAACUUUUUUUGAUUUAAGGUUAUCUGACUCUUUUUGCAGUCUGCAAGCUAAUACUAUGGGAGAUCACAACUGCAAAACCUGAAAUAAACACCAAGUACAACUAAAACUCUAAAGUCACAUAUAUUUACCUGCAAAUAUUGCAAAAACUAAACUAAAGAGAAGCUUUAGGGCCAGGGAGUUGUACGAGAGAGGAUAAGCUGGGAAAAAAAGCAUUUCAGAGAGACAUGUGGGAGAGCAGUUGUGUUGCAGUCAUGGCAAGAAUUUGCUUUUCGUUAGCCAUGAUCUUAUUUCAGAAAAAUGAGAUUGUUUCAGAGCAAAUGUUUCUGUAACAUCAUGGAUAUCCUAGUGAUAUAAUGCAUACUUCUUAUUUGAUUGUUAUCAGUUUAUGGAUAAAUGGUCUGUAGCUGCUGAACUAGGUCUUCUUCAUGAUAAAGAUAGAGUAAGCUUGCAAGGAAGCUGACAAGCGCUUAACAGCCUUUGAUUACUGGCAAUUUACCAGGCAUCAAUGUCUCAAGUGACCUCAGUGAAAUUGGAUGCCACAGAGGACCAUAAAAGAAAGGUAUAUAAAUAGCUUAACCAAAUUUAUUUGAUGUGUAGAACCUCUUUAAGAGCACACAGCUGUCGCCUUUGUAAAAAAAGAAAAAACAAGUCACCAUAAUCAGGGUUACUUUGCAUUUUUACUGAUAACUUCUGCAAGGGACUGACAGAGUGAUGCCGUUUCAACCUGUCCAAGCCAAUCGGGAAGGAAGCACUUCAGGAAGGCAAUGCGGGGAGGCUUUCAGUGCGGCUGCCACAAGGGGCGUAUCCAUUUUCUGUGUGAACAACAUCAAUCUUUAAUGCUGUGAGCCUGACAUUUUUAAAGAGAACAGAGGACAUGCAUUAAAAAAGAACAUGAGGAUGGAAAUAUUUUCUGAAUCUCUCAAGGUGAUUAGGCAGACCAUUUCAAACCCUUGAAAACAAAAGGCUGAUCAGAAGUAACCCUUUCGUAGCUGUUUUUAGGCAUAUAAAUUUAGUUCAUGAAUUUGUUUAACUUGCUUCCAAGUCUGUUGCAUAUAUCCUCUUACAAAGAGCACAAGGAUCCCAGAAUGUUUUUUUAUAAUAUUUUGAGGAUGUUACCCCAUCUGAAAGGAGGUUUUGAAAGAAUUUUUGAAGACUAUAUCAGCUAUAAGCCAAAAGGUAAUGAAGCAGAAUCAGGAGAAAUACCAGGUUAUUAUGUUCUGUGUGUUAACAGAUUUUGCUAGACUUCUCAUUCAAAAAUAGUGGCCAUUGCCUGGAAAAUUUUAGAUAAUUAAGUAAGAUAGCUUGGACAAUCUCUAGUCUGUAGUGCUUUCUAUUUCUAGUCUAAAACAAAUUCAGAUUUUACUGAAUCAGUAGUUAGUUGCUGACAGGUUUUUUUUAACCUUGUGUAAUACAUAAAUAUGUCACAAGGUCUACUGUAAUCCGGCAUUUCUGUGUUAUAAUUCUGAGUGCACUGGACUGAAGACAAUCUAAGCAGAGAAAAACCUCUUAAAGCUAUCUAACAAAUGCAGGUAAAGACAAACAAACAGUGACAAAGUUUAGCUAGAGGUAAACUGAAAGAUAUUUCACAUUUCCAAAACUUAAGCAUCAUUCAGAAGACUAUGCUUGCUCUGUGUGAUGGCCCUAUUUCCUUUCAGUCAUUAUUUCAUCAGUUUCAUUAAUACCAGUGAUAUUACCCACUGAAGUAGGACUUUUGAGAAUAACAUGCUGCCAUUUGGCAUAACAAUUGGUGGACAGCGUGAUGCUAGAGGAAAAAAUUACUUCCUGGGAACACUUGCUCAGAAAUGCGCAUUCAAACUUUGCACUCUGGUGUGCCCCAGAAUCUUAGAUAUUUAUAAGGUUCCCAUCUUCUCAGCGUUUUUGCCUGUUUCCCAGGACCUGGUCGUAUGAUAGGUGCUUCAUUGUUCUUUAUGAAAAUAAUGCAGACAGUAGAGGAAUAAAGACAACAUGGGUUAAAACAGUAAGAAUAUGUGGUUACCUACUGAGGCCAUGUCCACAGCACAGUCGAACAGGUUUAUUGUACACAAAGAUCUCUUUCUUUUGUGUGGCCAUUGUGGCGGAAGCACAGCCAUAUGAAUGAGAAGGAGCCUAGGAAACUGGGCCAGCAGGAAAGCCCUUAUGCAGAGAAGAGCCAGGACAAGUCACAGUGACCUUUCUUGAGAGGCAGAAGAAUAGGGUAUUGAGGCUGACAUCGUGGACAGCGUAGGUGAUGUGAAGAGAGCUGCAAUGAGACAGGUCUGGUAAGUUGUACUAUCUAAAAGACAUUAGUAUUGGGAAAAGAAAACUUGGUCCUCAUUAACCUUCAUCCUCAUUAACCUUAGCACAGUUCCUAACCCUUUGCCAAAGUGUUAGUUGAUUUAAUUAAGUUAAUCCUUCACCUCUCCCAGUAAAUGACUCCAAGCUUGAAGGAAUUGCAGCCCAGGCAAAUUUCUGCUGGUCAGCUUGGAGCACCUAGCUGGCUCUGCUAGGCACAGUUUAGUCAAAAACCUCAAAUGGCACCAAAGCCAGAACAAUAUUAUCAGCCUGAAAGAUCUGUAGGCCCCUUACCAUCUCUCUGUGAAAAAAGGUUUCAUUAGCCUAAAGGAGUGAUUGAUAGUAAUGAUCCUAGAUUAAGAAGAUCAGGAGUCAUGAGCCUGCAGUGAGGUGAAAGGCCAAAUGGUGUGAUUCUGACAUGGCAGUUUAAUUGAAAAAGGAAGGAGGAAAUAGGUGAUAAAAUGGAAGAAGCAGGAGUUGGGCAUAUUUCUAGAUAUGAAGGAAGCAUGACCUACAAAGGUCAACUGCCGAUAAUUUUGGAUACCUCUUCACAUCAAUGCUUGCAUGUUCGUUCCAUCACAAACGUGCAGGAAUUGAGAAGCAGUCACACACACACACACUCCUUGGACUUAAAUUUAGAAUAAAGAGAAGUGCCUGAUCGAAACAUACUGCUGGUGAGAGCAAAGCUUUGUUGGACACCAAGCCAGCGCUGAGCCCCCCACCAGAGGUAGGUAUGUUACUGAGGGCGCUCUGCCUAGAAGCAGAACAUUACGGUCACUGUCUCUCCUCAGAUUAAGAUUCCCCUGCAUCUCAGGCUUUUUUGUAAGAGGAAAAGUAGUUAGCUUAGUUUUCCAAGAAAUGACAAUCCAGACCAAUACAAAGUAGUUCUGCCUACUCCCUACGUGGAAACUGAAUAACUCUCUUCAGACAUCACAUAUAGCUCCUAAAAAAAAAAAAAAAAAAGGAAAAAAGAAAAGUGGCUCUGCUUUCAUGACUCCUUGCAGCACUUACUCUCCAUCCACUUUAGUUAUUUGCUUUAUUCUUUACCUCUUGGGCUCUUUUCCUUCUUCUGGCUCCCAAUCUGCAGGGUUCUGCCAGAACAACAAUCCUCUUUCUUCCCUCCUUUCUGGUUUAGUGAAGUGUUUCUGCUGUUGCAGAUCCCUUCCCUGAGAUAACAGUGACUAAAGCUGCUUUGAUCUGGAGCUGACAGAUCCAGGAGUCCCUCUGCCUCUGGGGCUCAGCUCGUUGCAGCUCGCAGUGCGCUGCACAGCGGGUGGUGGAGGAGAGCAGCACAUAGGGAGAAGGGAGAGGGCCCAUCCAUACAGGUCAGUCUCACUACAGAUUUUGUCCAUGGUAGAGAUACAGUGCAUAACACAGACAGACAGCCAUCCAUAUGGCUUCUUUCCAGGCGAAAAGCCCAUUGGUCAUCUAUUUCGUCACCCAGCUUCAAAAUUCAGUUCUAGCCAGAAAGGGGAUUAGGUAAGAACAGAAGCAUCUUAUUCUGUAGGUAUGCUUCUUACGCAUGUUUAGAAGCAGCAGAACUGAAGCUUGAUAAGCAGGUUUUAACUUCUGGUUAUUCUUAUCAAAAUAAUGUGGAGACAAGAACCUGAGUUAGAAUAAUGUUAAAUUAAAAUGCAGUUGUAUAAGCCACCAAAGGGUUAUAUCAUCUUUAAUUGCAGACUUUAUUUCAAAACUAAAAUUGAUAAGUAAUCUCUGAUGAAUGCAUGAUAUAGGUUUUCCUCUGGUCAAGCUGCAGAGAGUAUGAGGGGCUAUUUUUUAACAGAAUCCCCAAAAGAGAGAUAUUGUUGAAUGUGAAGCAGCUUUUGCUUUUAGCUGUAGAGGUCCUCAGUUUACUCCACGGUGUAUCAGCAAAGAUAACAUAUAUAAAAAAAAACUCCCCACGAUUCUUGUCAUCAAAGCUGCAUUUGCAGACAGCGGCAAAACAUGAUCUUUUCUUCUUUAUUAGCCCAGAAUACCUUCAUUUAUUUCCGAUUUGCUUUUAUGCAUCUCCAGUGUCAUUUAUUUCUAACUGGAACACAUGAAUAGGCGCUGUACCUUGUCCCUCCACUAAACAAGAAGUCAGAGUCACUAAGAAGUCCGAGUGCCAGUGUGAAGUCUGUAUAGAUGUGUUGUUAAAAGGACUGUCAGCCAAGGAAGAAGGUUUCCUUAUAGAAGCAGAAGAAGCCUCUCUAAAAUUCAGUUUCCUUUAUUCCAGUUAUAUCAGCCUCCAAAUCACAGCCAGUGCUCUACAACAUAUCAUGGUAAUCCUUACACCUGGAAGGAUAAUGAUGUUUAAUUAGGGCUCUGCUGGAAUUUUUCUGUACGAUUCUCUGCACCUUAUCUGUAUAAAACUACUUUGGCGGGGGGGAGGUCUUCAUCCACGGCUGCUGUCCCUGCAAAGGCACAUUUCCUUUCAACUUUCACCUCACUUGUUGUUCUGCACCUGAAACCCUGUAGGCCAAAGUAGCUCGGUACUGACCAACUGUCCAGAUGAUCUGGUCCAUCGCACAUCUCCCUCUUAACUCUUCACAGCAGUACGGCCCUCAAAAACACACGAAGAGUUACCAAGUAUUAGGUGACAAAAUAGAAAUUUGCAGUCCCUUCUGAGCCUCUGAGAUGUUUCUAUUUACUAAGUAGCCUUCUGAUGGUCAGAGUGAUUUCCAGGCAUCUCUGUGAACAAACACCUUUUCCUGCAGGUAUCCUGCAAAAUAUCCAUUUCUCUCAUUUUUCUGAGAGUCUGGAAUACAGCCUUCACUUGCUGUUAAACAACAUUCAGGACAAAACAGUUUCUGCAGAUUCAACGAAUGUUUUUUAAAGGGCCAAGAAGGAUGGCUGGGGACAACUUUGUGUAAUCCCCAUCCAGUGUGCUUGUAGGCAAUGUAGCCAGUGAUGAUCUGGGCUGUUAGAUGGCUAAUAGAGUUCGAUCAACAGGUAAGAUAGAGUUGUCUAAUUUUCUGGGAAUUAAGACAAAAUUCUUCUAUUAUAUGUUAUUUAGGAACUAGAGCUCUCUGAAAAAAAUGGGAGAAUAUUUUCAGGUGUGUGCAUUUGAAGUAUUAUACAAUAGACUAUAAUUAGUAACAUAUACAUUAUAAUAAGUAAAACAAAAACAUACACUUCUGUGCUGACUAGUCUAAGAUAGUUGGCUUAGGUGUUAUUAAACAACAGCUGUAGAAGUCUUGACCAACUUACUGAUGCAUUAAAAUGUUUUAGUGACAUGCUUAAAGGAUUUGCAGAGAGCACAUGCCUGUAAAUUACUAGACUGUAAUUAAGGACCUGAAUUAUGGAAUAAAAAUUGUACACCUGUCCUAUUUUAUAUUUGGAUGUAUUAAGUUAUGGAACACAAAGUAAAAGAUUGUUAAAGUACAGUUUCAAAAAUUACAGUGAUCUGAAUGAAUAAAUACCUCUUGGAAAUUACAA